CUAACGAUGUGGAGAAUUUGUCGAGCUUGGCCGGGGCAGGCUGUCAAGGCCAAACGCAACAAUAGUACUGGCUGAGGGCGGACACGGCGCCGCGCACGGUGGAGGUGGUGGGUUGAUGGCUGCUGUUCUUGUGUACGGUGCAUGACAGACCGACGGGCAGACUAGAGCAAGAGACGAAGACAGAGACGAGCCAUGGACUGUAUGAAUCGAUGGCACUCAGUUCGACUCGGAGCGAAAGUGGAAGAGAAGUUCUUUUCCCAUCCCUCUGUCCUUCCGUCCAUCCACACAUCCAUUGACCCAUCCGUCCACACAACCAUACGUACAUACAUAUACACACACACACCCGCAUACAGAUAAACACAAAUACAUCAUACGUCCUUUACUCACGCGCAAAUCCGCACGUACGUACACUCACACGAGCAAACGCACACUUGCAAACGCUCUCACACGUAUUCCUGCGUACACACAGACACACACACAAACAUUCGGCCGCACACACGCCUCGAGCUUGCACUGGACGUCGGCCAGCCUUUGCAUAAGUCCUGCGCUGUUGGCGUCUGAGCUCAAAAUCCUGCGGCAGCCCUCGCGCGCGACGUUUCAUCUGCUCUUCAUUGUAAUUGCGUCGUCUUGCAGAGCGAGGCGCUUUUAGGGUGGUAUUAGAUCUCCCUGCAGCUCGCGCAUUCGCGCAUCCCCGCGCCAUGGCGACCUGGACCUCUGUCCCUCCUUCACCACCAGCAAUAAGUCCACAUGGCGACUUGUCCUUCCCAGACGCAGUUCACUCGAGCUUCCCCUCGUCCCCAUACGCCAUCGUCGACCUCUCCCAGGACCUGAACUCGACUCUUCCAAGCCAGCCGUCGCUGAAGCCGCACCCGCCACUCACUGUCGACCCUGGUCCGGCCCACUUUGAGUAUGGUGCUUCCCCCAUGACGGAGGAUUCAAGUUCGAGGCUGCGCAAAAUGUCGCAGUCCUCCACCGACCGAGAAAUGUCAACAGACAUAAAGUCGUCCCGGCUGGACGGUUCUGGAGACGCAGACUCCGACUCUCGAGGAGUGAAGCGGAAGUUUAGCAACGAUGUGGUCGAUUAUCCGCGCCGAAGGGCGACCAUUGCGUGUGAAAUAUGUCGGUCGAGAAAAUCACGAUGCGACGGCGCACGCCCAAAGUGCAGAUUGUGCUCCGAGCUGAAAGCAGAAUGCAUCUAUCGGGAGCCUGGUAUCAAGCUGGAUGCCGGCGACAAGCUCAUCUUGGAGCAGCUCAACGAGAUCAAGGCAAUGAUCCAGACGGGCUUCGCCAACACCGCUGCCGCUAACACAGCCGCCAUCACGACGCCCGGCGUUAGCAUUGGUACUCCCUUGCCCUCCACCUCGGCGACGAAUGGAAGAAGUGCUCCUGUUGGAUUUGCAACGACGAUCGAUUCGCCCAUGCCUAUGAUCAACGCAGGCGAGGAUCCGGAAUCGAGGCGAAACUCAGUUGCCCCAGGAGGUGGCCUUCCUACCAACGACGGUUUCGGUCCGUGGUUCAACCCCACUGCUCAUUCUUCCAUGCCCAAAAAUCAUACAACCCCCGCUCUGAACUUGUUACACUGGCCCAAGAUUCGAGACCUGGUGUCGCAAAGAUGGGACCCCCAGAUUCUGGUUCAGCUUGAAACUCAUCGCGAGCCUCUGUUUUACGGUCAGCCCAGACCGCUUGACUUCACGAACGCACACAUCUAUGCAGAGGCAUACUUCAAGCGUGUCAACGUCUGGUAUGCAUGCGUAAGCCCCUUUAGUUGGAACAGGUACUAUCACAAGGCACGAUCUCAAGGUUUUCGCGAAGGUGCGGAGAGCUGUAUGGCACUCUUGGUCCUCGCUCUAGGCUGCGCGAGCACUGCAGGGAGUAUAUCGCAGCUGCCGCAGAACACGGAACUACCAGGCUACCCCUUCUUUUGGGCCGCGUGGUCUAUCAUGCCCAGUCUUCUGGUGAGGUCGGACGUGCUGGCGGCUCAAUGCCAAAUUCUGGCCGCGGCAUAUCUCUUCUACGCUGUGCGGCCACUGGAAGCAUGGAACGUACUGGCGAGCACCAGCAUGAAAUUGCAGCUUCUCUUGAACGGUACGAUGCCGGCAGGUGCCAAGCAGCUUAGCGAACGUGUGUUCUGGAACACUCUGCUAUUUGAAAGCGAUUUGCUCGCCGAGUUAGAGCUCCCGCACUCUGGCAUUGUUCAGUACGAAGAUGUGGUCGGUCUACCUACACCAUUUGAAGACAUGGGAGAUCCAGCUCCUGGUGUGGAUGAUCUGCGUUAUUUCAAUGCUGAGAUCUCACUACGCCGUCUGCUCAACCGAGUCAGCAAUGCGAUCUAUUCGAAAGCGUCGCCGAUCACAAGCACGGCAGCCCUAGAUCCAGUGGCUGCUGAAUUGGACAACCAGCUGAUUGAAUGGUACAACGGUCUGCCUCCCGCUCUACAGUUUGAUCACGGCGUGGCACCCCUGGCAAGUCCUGUGCAGAGCGUGCUUCGAUUACGCUACUUCGCCUGUCGCACAAUCAUUUAUCGGCCGUAUGUUCUAGCCGUCCUGAUCAAGGAGACUGCCUUUUUGGAUCCCGCAGUGCAAGAAAACUGUCGAAAAUGUCUAGAGGCGUGCAUUCGUCAACUGGAAAACAUCACCGCACACCAUGCAGGGCAUCUUCCGUACCUCUGGCAAGGAGCUCUCUCGAUCGUCUCGCAGACCCUGCUCGUCAUGGGUGCAACACUUUCACCGUCGCUAUCAGGCCUUUUACCGCAACCACACCAGAUCAACGACAUCAUUAAGGAAGUUGUGGAUGAAAUGAAGCGUUACUCGCAUUUAGCACCCAGUCUGCGGCUCGCCGCCAACAUCAUAUCGGAUGCAGAGGAACGGCGGCGACAAAACUUGCGAUCCCCUUCGAUGCAAUACUUGAAAAUGGGGUGAUGUAAGCACAAACAUGGUGGGCGAACUCUCCAAGUCUUGUUUUUGACUCUGCCCAGAUCAGGCAGUCCUGGCAUAUGUGCCUGGAAGUUUUUUUUUUUUUGGUUU
Verruconis gallopava is the source of this 3023-nucleotide messenger RNA. RefSeq lists its product as uncharacterized. The transcript has 4 exons. The record is from RefSeq and is a predicted model, not a curated record. The coding region runs from base 699 to 2918 and encodes 739 amino acids. NCBI's taxonomy places the organism in Eukaryota, Fungi, Ascomycota, Dothideomycetes, Venturiales, Sympoventuriaceae. Gene Ontology annotation, molecular function: zinc ion binding; DNA-binding transcription factor activity, RNA polymerase II-specific. Gene Ontology annotation, biological process: regulation of DNA-templated transcription.